CGCCGUCGGCUCGGCAGUUCGCUGGACAGCUCCCGGGUGCUGAAGCCAAGGACGGGGCUCGGCGUGGGGGGAACGUGGCGCCAGGCCCAGCCAUGCCUGCGGGGGCCCCGUGCAGCCUUUUCUUCGCCUCUGUCCUCCUGCUGAGGGCAUGGGCCCAGAGCUUCGGCCCGACGCGCUUCAUCUGCACCUCGGUGCCGGUGGACAUGGACAUGUGCGCCGCCUCCCUGCCGAGCAGCGGCAGCGCCGAGGAGCUGCAGACCACCGUCCUGCAGCUGCGGGAGACGGUGCUCCAGCAGAAGGAGACCAUCCUGAACCACAAGGAGACCAUCAGGGAGCUGACCACUAAGCUGGGCAGGUGUGAGAGCCAGAGCCUGCCGGAGGCGGGCCCCAGCGAGUCCAAAGCGGGCGGGGGAUCCAGCCGCAAACAGCCCGGCUCGUCCAAAAACACCAUGGGGGAUCUGUCCCGGGCGCCAGCGGCGGAGACCUUGAGCCAACUGGGGCAAACUUUGCAGUCACUCAAGACGAGGCUAGAAAACCUAGAGCAGUUUAGCAGGAUCAAUUCCUCGGGCCAGACCAACCACCUGCGGGACGUGCUUCAGAAUAAAAUAGACGAUUUAGAGAAGCAAGUUCUGUCCCGAGUGAACAGCCUGGAGGAAGGAAAGUUGACGAAGAACGAGUCCGAGGAACGCAGCAAAAUAGAGACCACGCUCACGUCCCUGCACCAGCGGAUCAGUGACCUGGAGAAAGGGCAGAAAGACAGCCGGCCGGCCGACAGGUUCCAGCUGACCUUCCCGCUGCGGACCAACUACAUGUACGCCAAGGUGAAGAGGAGCCUGCCCGAGAUGUACGCCUUCUCCGUGGCCAUGUGGAUCAAGUCCAGCGCCUCGCCGGGCGUGGGGACGCCCUUCUCCUACGCGGUGCCGGGCCAGGCCAACGAGCUGGUGCUCAUCGAGUGGGGCAACAACCCCAUGGAGAUCCUCAUUAACGACAAGGUCGCUAAGCUCCCGUUCGUCAUUAACGACGGGAAGUGGCACCAUAUCUGCAUCACCUGGACCACGCGGGACGGCGUGUGGGAGGCCUACCAGGACGGCACGCAGGGGGGCCACGGAGAGAACCUGGCUCCCUAUCACCCCAUCAAACCGCAGGGCGUCCUGGUCCUGGGCCAGGAGCAGGACACCCUGGGCGGGGGCUUCGACGCCACCCAAGCGUUCGUGGGCGAACUGGCCCAUUUCAACGUCUGGGACCGGAAGCUCAGCCCCGGGGAGAUCUACAACCUGGCCACGUGCAGCACCAAAGCCCCCGCCGGCAACGUCAUCGCCUGGUCCGAGACCAACAUCGACAUCUACGGGGGGGCCACCAAGUGGACUUUCGAAGCCUGCCGCCAGCUCAACUAGGGCUGGAGCGCGCCCCCCCCCGCCAGGAAUCAAGGACUAAAGUCUGUCCCCUCCCCCGUCCGUCCGUCUGUCCGUGCAAAGGCAACCCCAGCAACGCCCCAGGCCCCGGCCCAGCGGGGCGCGCUCCGGCCGGGGGCCGGGCCCAGCGCCUCGGGCAGCCCCCAGCGGUGAGAGGGUUGGUUCGUUCUCCUUCGCGCUGUCUCUGGAGCGCGGCGUCCCCGCUCCCAGCGCCCCCGAAGCGGCUCAUUUCUGUCUUGCCAACUUCCUUGGAAGCCUGCGUGCCUUGGGCUGGUGCCGCGCCUCAGCGCAUCUCCCUUCACCUGCGCCCUGGGCGCGGAGAGCGCGCUGCCCCUGCCCCUGCUCCCCUCCCCCGCGGCCCGUCCCCUGGGAGCCAAGCGGGGGGCGCUGGGUUCUCGGCUCCGGUCCUACCCGCACGCCCCACCCCUCAGCACCGUGGCGGUGGGGCAGAGCACGAGGCGGCCCCGACAAGUUCGCUUUGGGCCAGGGGGCGUGGGGCUGACGCAGGAGCCUCCGAUCCCCCGUUACUUUGUGGGGGGAGGCUCCUUCCGUCUUUCAGUGCCGGGGCGCGACUCCUGUUGACUUGGACUGGCUCUGCAGGAGCCCCCCCCGCGCACCCCCCCACCCACACACCUCCCCUCCUUCCUCUAUUGGGCUUGGAAGCGGAGCCGCAAACCCGGGCAGCGCUCACCCCCCCUUUCCUCGCGGGGCAGGGGGACCUGCUUUCUUUGCAAACCCCUCCGAGCGCCCAGGCUCCUUCCUUCGCCAGCCUGACCCCCCCCCUUCAACGUUUGACCAGCAGGGGCGUUUCUUGGCCAGGAACAGCCCUGCCCUGUGUCCUAGGAACUGGGGGUUCGGGGCCAGGAGACCCCCUAGGAGCCAUGUGGGAUCCUGUUCCGGCUCUGACUUGCUGAAGCCAACGUAGCCUGGGGGCCCUGCUGGGUCGCUGGCCAGUGAUUUACUGUCAGAGCGCCCAUCCGCAGGAGCCAGAGACCCGCAGGGCUGUGGGGAGCUGCGAGGGUGGGGGCAAAGCAGGAGAUUUGGCUCCUCUGGCCACAGCAGGUGCCCGAGCUCGGGUCAGGCGCUUCCCGAGCCGCCCCUCUCCCGCCGGGGGAGGCGGGUUAGCUCUGGCCUGGCUCUGAGCCCAGCGGCUCCUGUCCCACGUUUACUGGCGCGAGGUACAAAGGAAGGAGGGGCUGUUUAUGGGGCGGUCCCCCCCCCCCGCUUUGCGGCACCCCUGGGUUCCCGCAGAGGCGGCGGCGGCGGCGGGGUGAGCGGGCUUUGACAUCCCAGCGGGAGCUUCGUCUGGGUUCCCUGGGCUGCUGGCAGGGGCUGCUGGGGGCGGGCGGGCGGGGGGUUGCCCGAGCGAUGUUCAGGCCAUAGAAUGUCCCGGGGGCGCAGUCCCGGCAGGAGCGCGGCUGGGGCGGCAGCGUUAUUCCUCCCGCUCCAGCUAAACCGCUCCGGGCUUUAGACUCCAAAACACGUUCAGGUCCCGCUGGCCUUCGACCCAGCAGCCCUGCGACUUCUAGGAGCGGUCCCGUCAGCACCCCCGGAGCUGUCCCUGUAGCACCACGGCACACCCCCCCCCCGCCCCGCUGUCCCUUCAGCGCUCCGCCUGCCUCCAUCCCGAGCUCGGGCUCGCUGGGAUCUGUCCAUCCAGCAUCAGGCUGCCCCGCACCCACGCCCCGGCGAGCUCGGGGCCUGGAGUCACCCGGCCCUUGCCCUCCUUGGGCGCCCCUAAUGCCCGAACACUUUAAAGAAGGGAGAGAGGACGAAGCUCCUCCAGCGAGUCCGUUCCGCCCUGCCCCUGCUGCUCCCUGGUGCACUGACUGAACCACGCCUCUCUCAGGUAAUGUCCUUUUCUAAGAGACGAAGCACUGCAGAAGCAGUGUCUGUUCUGCCUAGCGCCACAGGCACCCUACGUGUGACAGCGUCAAAUAGCCUUGCCUGGCCCCUGAAAGUUUAGCUACCCUCAAUCUUCAGCCUUUCUGCUUUUGAUAACACAAGAUAUUAUUUAUCUUACUGUAAAAGGAAGUUUAUUACCAAUAAAAGGUAUUUUUAUGAAGGAGAAAAAAAAUAAAAGGAUAUAAAAUUAACUGAGCGUCCCUGAAAAAUACUUUAAGACUCUACAGUGUAGGUGUGUGUGUGUGGGGGGGGGGUGAUAAAGAGAAGCUUAUUUUGAAGUAAUAGAUCUAUUUUGUAUGGUUUCCCUUUACAACUUUUGGUCUGCAGGAGAUCAGCGCCUAGCCCGCUUCUGAACCCAUCUUCGGUGGUAGGGUUGGGUGAGGCAGAGAGAAUUCACACGAGGCUGAACCAGCCUCUGUGACAAACUCCAAAGAUGUGGCAAAUAAAUAUGCAACGUGGAGGGACAUGGAACAAGCAGUUCAAGGUUGAUGCUGCGCUCCAGGGCUGAUCCUACUCAAGCCAUGAGAGAGCUGGUCACAUGACCAGCCAUUUUAAAACACAGCAUUGAGAUGCAGAGAAAUCAAGUUACCUUGAUACCAAAACGUGGCCCAGGGCAGCAUAUUUUAACUGUGCUCUUAAAAAAACCCCAACAUUGUAAGUUCAGUUUGUUGAGUUAUUGACUGGAAACUGUUGGCUUCAGCUAUCAGCAGCUUAAGCACAAUUUGCUGCGGGAAAAACUAAUAAUUGGAAAAAAUAAAGCCACAGUCCUAAUUGCAUCUGAUUUGCCAAAAAGAGUGAUAUUAUGUAUAUACUGUACAGAAUGGUAGAAAAUAAAUAUAUCUUAAUUUGUCAUUAUUUUGCUAACCAAAGCUGUAAAUUUUUCCUAUGACUUGCUGUCAGUCUUUUUGGGUUUUGAAUGGGUUAUUAAUAUAUCUCACAGCCACAAUCCACAUCAGCAGUUCUGGAAAUGCACUGUUUCUACUGGUAUUCAUGCUUUUUUCAUUUUAUUGCUGAAAUUUACAUGAAUUGUUGUUUA
Molecule: messenger RNA, 4353 nt
Organism: Mauremys mutica (yellowpond turtle)
Lineage: Eukaryota; Metazoa; Chordata; Testudines; Geoemydidae
Gene: NPTX1
Product: neuronal pentraxin 1
Exons: 5
Coding region: 93-1394 (433 amino acids)
Source: RefSeq, a predicted model, not a curated record